This is a messenger RNA of Austrofundulus limnaeus, 7010 nucleotides long. It is a transcript of the gene znf609b, whose product is annotated as zinc finger protein 609b. The record is from RefSeq and is a predicted model, not a curated record. Gene Ontology annotation, biological process: regulation of transcription by RNA polymerase II. NCBI's taxonomy places the organism in Eukaryota, Metazoa, Chordata, Actinopteri, Cyprinodontiformes, Rivulidae. Gene Ontology annotation, cellular component: nucleus.
GGUGUUGGAAAUCUGAUCAUUGACCUCGACGCUGAUUUAGAGAAGGACAAACUUGAGAUGUCUGGCACCAAGGACGGCAUGGCGGCACCACCCAGUGCAGUGGCAGCAUUGCCAGACAAUAUAAGRUUUGUUAGUCCAGUGUCUGGCUCUCAAGGCAAAGAGAGCAAAUCCAAAUACAAGCGCAGCAAGAACUCUAAAGACAAUAGUAGCAAAGCUUCAGCUUCAGCUGGAGAUGGGGGUAAAAAAGAACCCACAGGUCGGACUCAAGGGGAGCCAACAGGUGCGGCAGCGAGCGCUGUGGCUGCCGGCAACAAUUCCACCUCUGGGAAGAACUUGGAAAAAGGGGGCAAAGCCUCCAGAGGUGUUCUCGGUGGUAAAAAGGAGAAGGAAGGUGCUAGUGGGAAAAGUAAGAAAGAUAAAACAGAUGGUGCUCCAGUUGUGGCAAUUGGUGUCUCUGAGAAGGAUGUGUCUCAAGCUCAAGUUUCUUUGGGGAAUAGUCGUAAUGCAUCCUUUGAGAACACACAAUCAACAGACUUGGCAGAUGUUAAUCAAAUGGGGAAUAUUGCACUUGAAUCUGUUGGGAUAGUACCAACGUUGACCACAAAAACUGAACCAGAUGAAGUGGAAAAUGGUAAUGGUGAAUGCAAGACAUUAAAAAAGAUAAAAAAUGAGAAGAUGGAAUCUCCCGUCUCCACGCCAGCUCCUCCUCCCCUCCACCUCCUGGCCACGGUCAGCAACAGUGAAAUAGCCUCACCAUGUGAGCAGAUAAUGGUGCGCACACGCUCGGUGGCGGUGAACACGUCCGAUGUAGCCCUGGCAACAGAACCUGAGUGCCUGGGUCCGUGCGAGCCCGGUACCAGUGUUAAUCUGGAAGGCAUCGUGUGGCAAGAAACUGAAGACGGCAUGCUUGUGGUCAACGUGACUUGGAGAAACAAGACGUACGUYGGCACCCUGUUAGACUGUACGCGACAUGACUGGGCUCCCCCCAGGUUUUGUGAAUCACCGACAAGUGAUCUGGAAAUGAGAAAUGGUCGUGGUCGGGGUAAGCGGAUGAGACCGAACAGCAACACCCCAAUCAACGAGAACAGCAACUCCUCAGACAACAAGGGCACCACCAACAACAAGACACGCGCCGCAUCUAACAGCAAGGGCCGGCGAGGCAGCCAGACGCCAUCGGAGCGCCGCACCCCACCAAACAGCAACACCGAGGACAUCAAAACCAGUCCGUCAUCAGCUGGAAAACGCAAGACCAAACCAGCCUCAGACAUGGACCUCAACUCCAGUUCGGAGGACACCAAAGGCAACAAACGGAUGCGGACAAACUCCAACAGUGGAGGCGUGGGACCCACAGGCCUGCCUAUUCCUUCUGUUAAGACUGAGCCACUUCCCCCUCCCCUUGAUCGUAGCUGUCCAUCUCCAGUUCUUAUUGACUGUCCACACCCUAACUGCAACAAAAAAUACAAGCACAUCAAUGGCCUCAAGUACCACCAAGCUCGCGCCCACAAUGAUGAUGACAUAAAGUURGAGUUAGACGGAGACAGUGAAUAUGGAGAGGACUCAACUCUGCAUCCUGAACCUGGAAACUGUAAUGGAGCAUCCAUCUCCCAGAAAGGAUGCUUAUCUCCAGCGCGUUCAAUUACCCCAAAAGGCAGGAACUUUGAUGCUCAGAGUCCCUCUCCAUCUCCUGGCAAGUUUGGUUCAAAGCAGAGUAAAAAGAAAAUUCCUGAAACAGAUCCAGAAAUGGGAGGUACACCGAUGGAUGGCUGCGAGGAAGGGCCAUGCCUUACUGAUGAGGCCAGUAAUGAUGGAAUAGACGAUAAGAGAGGAUCAGAUAAGUCUAAAAAGACGAGCACUGGUACAAAAAAUGAUAAAAUUUCCCAGAAAAACUUGAAGUCACCACGUCCGAUUGGCCCUGGUCCUACAGCAUCACAACAGAUGUAUUCUUUUCCUGCUGGGAACCCCAAUUCCUCUCCAAUAAUCCAAGGAAUCCCAAAAAGUCCCCAAAUGAAAGGCACACAAGCCAAACCGCCCACUAUUGGAGAUCCUACUUCAGGUAGCGCUAAAGACAAGAAGAAGAAAGAUAAAAAGAAAAAAGAUGGUGGGAAGGAUGCUGAUAGUCCCAAACCUUCGGGAAAGGUAGGGAAACUAGAAGAAGGAAAGAUUCCAUACUCUGAACCUUGUGAUCAAGGAAACAAGGGAGAUGGCCUCCUCAAUGGUUCCUCGGAUACUCAGAGUCGCUUAGCCAGUAUCAAGGCUGAGGCUGAUAAGAUUUACAGCUUUUCUGAUAAUGCUCCAAGUCCGUCUAUUGGUGUCGCCAGUCGAAUAGAUGGCAGCGGUAUGCCACAGCCUCUCACACCACUCCAUGCGGUGAACCAGAAUGGUGCUGACAACUCUUCAGUCAAAACCAAUAGCCCAGCUUACUCAGACAUUUCAGAUGCUGGGGAGGAUGGUGAAGGGAAACUAGAAGGUGUCAAAGUCAGAACAGAGGACCAGGGUAUUAGGGAAAGCGUCAAGAAAGCGCUUUUUCCAAACCAGACACCCAACAAAGAUUCGCCAUAUUACACCAGUUAUGAGACAUACUACUCACCUAAUUAUGUCAACCCCAGUCCCAGCGGGCCAAAUCCAGGUGCACCAGUGGCUGAAGGUCAGGCUAAGAUCAAAAGAGAUGAUGAACAUGAACAAGGUGAAGAAAAAGUGAAGGUUGAAGUUCAUGAAGAUCGUAAACCUGAUAGCAGUGCUACUGGCCAGCAGCAGCAACAGCAGCCCUCAGUCAUCCAACAACGAUCCAACAUGUACAUGCAGCCUCUUUACUACAACCAGUAUGCAUAUGUCCCUCCUUAUGCCUACAAUCCCGAUCAAGCUUACCAUAACCACUUGAUGAACACCAACCCAGUCUACCGGCAACAAUACGAGGAGCGACAGCAACAGAUAGCUGAGCGGCAUCGUGCUGCUGAAAAGAAGUCAGAUAUGGUCAUGAAAGAGCGAGAAGCCUCCACGAAAGAGGAGUGGAAACAAAAGAGCCCAAUGCCGCCAAGCCUCUCCAAAGCCCCGAGUCAGUCAGACCUGGGAAAGGUACAGCAACCUGCAAGCAAAUCAAGAGACUCCCCCUCUGAACUGUCCUCCAAGUCCAUUGGAAGCAUAAAGGGGGAGGACCCAAAAUCCCAGCAAGCUGAGGGGCUUAAGAUGAAACUGACUGAAGGAAGUCAUCAUGGAAAGGAUGACACCUUGCAAGUUCUGGAGUCCAGAGGCCAGGCAGGCAUGGAGCAGGCCAUGUGGUACAGACAGUACCCUGAGAGCCAGAAGCUCCAAGCAGAGGAAGAACACCAGCAACAACCACAUCGAAGAAAAGAUGAACGGGAACGAGAUCGGAAAAUAAAGGAAGAAAGGUCCAGGCCAAAGGACAGUCAAAGUGGACCCAAGGAAGAUGGAAAAGACAUUAGUGAUCCCAGAAUCACUUUGGAAGACCAUCGAGCCAUGAGCAAAGACUCUCGUUCCAACCCCCACAUGCAGUUCACGUCACCACUAGCACAGCACCAAAGCUACCUGCCCUACAUGCAUGGUUACCCGUAUGGACAGAGCUAUGACCCCAACCACCCUGGAUACAGGGGYGUACCCUCAGUCAUGAUGCAGAACUACCCAGGUUCUUAUCUACCUGGAGGUUAUCCAUUUUCCCCUUACGGUAGUAAAAUAGCUGGUGAGGAAGGCAGCGAGAAAUCUCGCGCAAGUCCAACUGUCACUAAAACGGCAGCAGACCCCAAAGCUCUGGAUAUCCUGCAUCAACACGCCAGCCAAUACAAGAGCAAAUCCCCCACCGUGGUCGACAAAUCGUCCCACGACAGGGACCGGGAGCAGGACCGAGGAGCUGUCGCAGACAGGGAACGGGACCGGGAACGGGACAGAGAACGAGACGUGGACCGGCCACGCUCCUCGCCCUCCCAGCGCAUCGUGCCCUCUCACCACCACAUGGCAUACCCUCUGCUCUCAGCGCAAUAUGACAUGUCCUACGCCACAGGGAAACCUGACCGUCACACCUCAACCCUGCAGAGAUUCAUGUGACUGGCUCACAUGACAACAACAUCCUCUGGUUGUUACCUUUUAGACAUCAGUUGAAUGGUGUUUCUAUCUUUUUUUUAUUUUUUUUUAGGUUUUCUGCCCCAAGGCAAGGCAGAAGGUUGUUUUUUUUUGUUGUUGUUUUGUUUUUUCUUCCCCUCGUCAAAAGACCCAAACUUCUCCUCGAKCCAUGGACUGUAACACGACUGAAAGUAAAUCCAGGUUCAAAGCCAUCGCUCUGCCCCGUCGCGCAGAGGAAACACCGACCCGCUGAUUAUCUAGUCUUUGCACUGUCAACAAAAACAAUGCAAAAACAAACUAUUGGACUGCCUGAACAGCUGUUGUUUUUUUGUUUUGUUUUGUUUAUUUUUUUCCUGACUGCAUUAUUUCUUGUCACGCAGAGGAUUUGGGGGAAGUUGGGGGGGCGGGGAGACAAGUCAACUAAAGACUGGCUUUUUGUACGCCGUGAAAACAACAGUAUAUCCUAAACUUGACAAACACUUGGCUAUAUUUAGUGGGGAGGGGGAAUAUGGCAACAGCUGCUUUCUUCAGAGACUUUAGAGCCUGAGACUGAAGUUUUUCACCGUCAUCACUUCCCAUCUCCUUUUUGAACCUUCACGUCUUGUUUCAGGGAUGACGUCACGUUUCUGCGAAGGGACCGCGCACACCUCAAAGGAAAAUAAACACUAUUCAUGUUUCUGUUUUUAUUUUAUGUUUGUUUGUUUUUUUCUUCUUUGUAACACUCGAGUUUUAUUUUCUAUCAUCAGGUUGGAAUGCGUCCGAUGCUGGUUCUGGUUCUAGUUUUUCCUCCGUGAAAAUGGUCGCAUCMGAUUUUUCCGCUCAAACAGUGAAGCCACGCGAGCGGGCGAUGAGUUCACGCUGCAUCCKCUCGCAUGUCGCUGGUGUUUUUAAUCCGAUAGCACUUCUUUCACUUUGAUUGCCUCCUGUGAACAAUAUGAAAUUGGGCUCAUGAAUUUUCCAGCUGUAAUAUAGACUUUGUGUGYGUACAUGUUUGUAUUUAUUCAAGCAUGCAAACUGUUUAGAAAAAGAGGGACCACAAAAGAAGAAGAAGAAGCCUGUUGGAUCGCUUUCAGUCGUCACAUUUUCAAUUAUGUGCAUCAGUCCCUGAAUGUUUCCUGCGCUUUUUAUUUAUUUUUUUUGCCGUCAACACUUGGAUCGUCUUGCUUAAAUCACAGUCGUUCAUCCGGAYAUCUCCUGCGUCGUCACACUUCCACAGAUCGCCUCCUGACAAAGGAGUGGGUGGGAUUUUUAAAACCGUUCCCUCGGCGCGUCGCUCGCUCACGUGGCUUCACCGCUUGCCUCGAACAACUGUUAGCAUGUUUUYCCACUGAGAGGUAAAGGAAAAAACAAAACAAAAACAACAAAACACAGUUUACUGUGCAGUAAUUUAAGCUUAGCGGCACAAUAAAUCUGCAGUAAAUGCAUGUGACGGCCGAGCUGUUGCUUUUACACAACAAACAAGAACCAGCCCGGCGCUGACAGCUGCGUUUAGAUCAAAGAAAAGCAGGAAGAGGUGAAAACCUGAACAUGAAAACAGUGAAGUGAGCGAACACAUGACAGAGGUUUCCCCCACAGCUCACCUUUCAGCUGGCUCCUAAAACAGGUGGGCCCACGUCGUAAAUUCACAGCCUGGUUAAGGUUAAAUUGACACAAAAAGGCCUGUGUCAGCGUGCCCUGUUCCACCAGAGGUCUCCUCUCUUGGCUUUAAAUUACAGCCCCUCUGAAACGACAGCGGUUUUAGGAGAAACUCGAUCCAUGUGCUUUUCACAUCGAGGGCUUCUGAUUGUGGGCGUUAAAGAAAAAAGGCACAUUUUCUGCUCUGAGCUGGAGGCUUUCAUUCAGGAAAAGAUUCGAGUUCACGUCCUGAUGAGGGUCGGUUCAUUUAAAUCCUCACACUUUCCCUAAUUUGAGCUUUUACUCUCACAAGUUCUGAUCAUUUUAGAGUUUUUGCAUUUUUCUCGCCAAGCCCCCACCCCCAAUCAAACAAGCUGAUUUCAACUGAAACCCCGCCCUUUUUAAAUUUUAUUUUUCAUGAUUCAGAAACUGCAGCUUUUCAUUUUGAGGUUGACGGACAUUCCAAGUGAAACAAGUUGCCAGUUUCUCAGCUCGUACAGAAGAGAAAAAAAAAGAAAAGAAGAGUUUUUGCAAGACGGUAUAUAUUUUGACUUUUUGUGCGCAUUUUAAAGAAUGGCUGACACAAAUAAGCUGAAUGUGGUGGUGUGUGACUUGUACUUAAUCUGUAAGGGUAAUCUAGGCAGCUGUGAUGUUGUCAUUAAAGUCAGUGGGUUUUAGUACCAGCAGACUGCAUACAGUGCAUAUAGUUUUAUCAGACAAUGGUUGUGACAAGUGCAUUUGUUCUCUCUCUCUCUCUCUCUCUGUCUCUGAGAGUAGUGUUAUCUCAGUAGUAAAGCGAAGCCCAGUGAAAAUCAUUUAUUCUAAAAUAAAAUAAAUAAAAACCAAUAAAAAAAAAGUGUAUGAAAAAGCCAGAAACGUCAUGUUUGCUAUCAACAUAUUGGAAAGUGCUUGGCUCUUGUAUUUUGCAGGACUGUAUUUGUUUCAUGGUGAAGAGUAUAUUUAUUGGCCAGCAGUUGUCUCAAUUGGUGCCUAGUCCAACAUUCUUCUGUGAGAACACAGAGACACUCGCUCGUUUGUCCUUUCCCUAACCCACCUCCUGCCACGCACCCCCGCCCACCCUCCGGAGUACCACUACUGGUGCUCGCAAAGGAUGUUUACAAUGUUUUCUUUUUUUUGUUUUUCUUUACUUUCUGUGAGAGAUUCAGAGCUCUUCUCUCCUCCCCUCUCUCUUUUUCUCCUCUGUUCAUGUUCCCUUCAGGAGUUUGUGUAAAGUGUACAUUACCAUGGUUCUUUUUUAUACAAUACUCUGUAACUUGCCUUUGUAAAUUUGGGCUGGAAAAAAAAUAAAUCUUUUUAUGAGACAA